AUCGAACGGCGAGUCAGUCCCUAGUGCGCAUAGUUUGUGUCAGUACGGACAGUUUGCUUCCAGUCCUCCUCCACCAGAGAGUGUGCGAGGUGCUGUGUGUAUUUAUUUAUCGAGCGUGCGUGUGGUUUUUUAACCAAACCUUUUUUUUUUUAGUCUGAGUGGUGAGUUAAGGCGUGAAAGGAACGAUCGUUUUUUUCCCUCCCAAGAGCCUGUGCAAUAGUGUGUAGUGUGUUUCCUAGAGUGUCUAGAGUGAGUGCUGGUUAGCCACUGAGGAUUACAAAUUAUCAAACAAAAAAAUGUUAACGCCUCGGAUACUAAGAAUAGCGAUAGUGCUAUGCAUCCUCAUCGCGAUCUUCUCCCAAGCGACAGACAGUGCGCAAACAAAGCGAAGAAUACGGCGACCCACUAACCUAAAGUCCUCCGUAGCGAAGCCAGAAGACAAUCAAAUCCCCACGAAAAAGGCACAGGAUCGGUCGGAUCAGGCGCCCGCCUCGGCAACGAACCGAUUCCGCGUGCGCACGAAAACGCGCGGCUCACUGGCGGCCGGUGCUGCCGGUACGGCGGUCGUAGCGGGCGCUGCCAGCUCUGCCCUCGUGUCCAAGAAAGCGCAGAUCGACAGUGAUGGCUACAAGAUCGUUUGCUACUAUACCAACUGGUCGCAGUACCGUACCAAGAUCGGUAAGUUCGUCCCGGAGGACAUCCCGGCCGACCUCUGCACGCACAUCAUCUUCGCCUUCGGCUGGCUCAAGAAGGGCAAGCUGAGCUCGUUCGAGAGCAACGACGAGACGAAGGAUGGCAAGACGGGCCUGUACGAGCGGAUGAUGACGCUCAAGAAGGCAAACCCAAAGCUGAAGGUGCUGCUGGCCAUCGGUGGCUGGUCGUUCGGGACGCAAAAGUUUAAGGAAAUGUCGGCGACGCGCUACGCCCGCCAAACGUUCAUCUACUCGGCCAUUCCGUUCCUGCGGCAGCGUGGUUUCGACGGGCUCGACAUGGACUGGGAGUACCCGAAGGGUGGCGAUGACAAGAAGAACUUUGUGCUGCUGCUGAAGGAGCUGAAGGAAGCGUUCGAUGCGGAGUCGCAGGAGAUCCGCCAGCCGCGGCUGCUGCUCACGGCAGCCGUCCCCGUCGGUCCGGACAAUGUGCGCGGUGGGUACGAUGUGCCGGCGGUGGCCAGCUACCUCGACUUUAUCAACCUGAUGGCGUACGAUUUCCACGGCAAGUGGGAACGCGAGACCGGCCACAAUGCACCGCUGUACGCACCGUCGUCGGACAGCGAGUGGCGCAAGCAGCUGUCGGUGGACUAUGCCGCCAAUCUGUGGGUGAAGCUGGGUGCACCCAAGGAAAAGCUGGUGAUUGGUAUGCCAACGUACGGACGUUCGUUCACGCUGUCCAACACGGAACGGUACAAGGUGAACUCACCGGCCAGCGGAGGCGGUAAGGCGGGCGAGUACACGAAGGAGUCCGGCUUCCUGGCGUACUACGAGAUCUGCGAGAUGCUGCUGAACGGUGCGGUGUACAUUUGGGACGACGAGAUGAAGGUGCCGUACCUGGUGGACGGUGAUCAGUGGGUUGGAUUUGACGAUGAGCGCGCGAUCCGCAACAAGAUGAGCUGGAUCAAGACGAACGGGUUCGGCGGUGCGAUGGUGUGGACGGUCGAUAUGGAUGACUUCUCGGGCACGGUUUGCGGUGGCAAUGUGAAGUACCCGCUGAUCGGGGCGAUGCGCGAGGAGCUGCGCGGUGUUAGCCGUGGCAAGGAGGCGAAGGACGUCGAUUGGUCGUCGGUGGCUGCUACCAUUGUGGAGAAGGAAGUUGAAAAGCCUGCACCGAUCAAAAUCUCCGUAUCGGAGCUGCUGGCCAAGGUGCAGAAGCCUCAGAAGAAGAUCAUCAAGCAAGGACUGGCAACGGUGGAAAAGAACUCACGACCAGCGCAAGUGUUCUGCUACUUGACCAGCUGGUCAGUGAAGCGCCCCGGUGCCGGUAAGUUUGAACCGAAGGACGUCGACGCCAGCCUCUGCACGCACAUCGUGUACGCCUUUGCCACGCUGAAGGACCACAAGCUGACCGAAGCGAACGAGAACGAUCCGGACAUGUACGACGAGGUGAUCGCACUGCGCGAGAAGAACCCGGACCUGCAGAUCCUGCUCGCGAUCGGCGGCUGGGCGUUCGGGUCCACCCCGUUCAAGGAGCUUACCUCGAACGUGUUCCGCAUGAACCAGUUCGUGUACGAAGCGAUCGAGUUCCUGCGCGAGUACCAGUUCAACGGGCUGGACGUCGACUGGGAGUAUCCGCGCGGUGCCGACGACCGCAAGGCGUACGUUGAUCUGCUGCGCGAGCUGCGCGUCGCGUUUGAGGGUGAGGCGAAAACGUCUGGUCAACCGCGUCUGCUGCUGACCGCCGCCGUGCCGGCCUCGUUCGAAGCGAUCGCUGCCGGGUACGAUGUGCCCGAGAUCUCGAAGUAUCUGGACUUUAUCAACGUGAUGACGUACGACUUCCACGGUCAGUGGGAGCGUCAGGUUGGGCACAAUUCACCGCUCUUCCCGCUGGAUUCGGCCUCCAACUAUCAGAAGAAGCUGACCGUCGAUUAUAGUGCGCGCGAGUGGGUUAAGCAGGGUGCCCCCAAGGAGAAGCUACUGAUCGGUAUGCCUACGUACGGACGAUCGUUCACGCUCGUUAAUCAGACGCAGUUCGAUAUUGGAGCGCCUGCAUCGGGCGGUGGUCUGCCGGGCAAGUUUACCAACGAGGCUGGUUUCCUGAGCUACUACGAAAUUUGUGCAUUCCUCGGAGUGGACAACACGACGCUGGUGUGGGACUCGGAGCAGCAGGUGCCAUUCGCUUACCGAAAGGAUCAGUGGGUCGGUUUCGACGAUGAGCGAUCGCUGAAGACAAAGAUGGAGUGGCUCAAGGAGGAAGGUUUCGGUGGCAUUAUGGUGUGGUCGAUCGAUAUGGAUGACUUCUCGGGUCGCUGUGGCAGUGGCAAGUACCCGCUGCUGAACGUACUCAACAGUGAGCUGAAGGACUACAAGGUGGCGCUGGAGUACGAUGGCCCGUAUGAGUCGUUCGGACCGCGCGGUGCUUACACGACCAAGGAUCCCAACGAGGUGACCUGCGCCGAAGAGGACGGCCACAUCAGCUACCAUCCGGAUAAGGCCGACUGUACGCACUACUUCAUGUGCGAGGGAGAGCGCAAACAUCACAUGCCAUGCCCGGCCAACUUGGUCUUCAAUCCGAACGAGAAUGUGUGCGAUUGGCCCGAAAAUGUGGAAGGCUGUCAGCAUCACACGCAGGCCCCGGCAGCCUAAGUAGACGAACAACAACAACAACAAAAAGGUCAGCCUUGAGCGGCCCCAGUGAGCUAUUCUGCCAGGCGCCCCCUUUAUCGUGAGCCAUUUUACAACUGUCUGUCAACUGCAAACUUAAUCUUCAACUGCCCUGAUUCAUUGCUAGCGUUGUUAGCGUGUAAAGCAAAUGAAAACAGAAUACUCUACCCUGCCACCUGAAAUCGAAAAUGGGUCAGCCACACUCUGCUCCCUGGAGUUUGGUGCGGCCAAACUUAUUCUGCCACACAACGAACGCAUGACAUGAGAAGAAAAUCGACUCACGACAGCCUUGGAGCCACUGUUUGUAAAUACUAUUAUAUUUGUAUGCCACACGUCCUUACUUUCACCUUCAUGUGGAGAUUUAAAGUAAUACAAAUUGCAACCUGUUUCCUCUUCACAAACGCCUGUGCCUUGGCACACGGACUUUGAAUUGCAACGGUAGAACGGUUGAUAGGCAUUUCUUCUUGCUAACAGUACAAUCUGAAUGUGCUGGAGGAAAACAUCAAUUAUUUAUACAUAAAAGUCCUUCUUUUGCUAUCAUUCCACCAGCCACAGCAAACAGGUCUCGACAAACCGGUGUGAGAUGUUGCUACGUAUGCUGGACGGUGUCUUUUCUUAAACUAUGCUCUUGGUUCUACACAUUAAAAAGAAAAAGAUGCUAUUUAUGAACAAAAAGAGAUGAAGCUUAAAUUGCUACCACACGCACCGGGUGUGAUUGUGCGUGAGCUCGUUGUCAACCAGGCUCAAUCUACCGUAAAAGGCGGCACGCUGAGAGUUUCGAACGUCGGUUACAAAAAUGAAGGCAACACAACCACAGUUUUUUUUACACUUUUUUAACAUUACAACAAUUAAAUUACACACGACAUCAAUCGAAGAACAGCAGUUGUUUGUUUGCUUGUUUUUUUUUUCUCUCUUUUUUUAAAAACACCAGUAAUAUCUGUAAAUGUCGUUUUUGAUAGAUGUAUAAAAACUGUGAUAAUUAAGUGUAUAUAACAAAAGAAAAGCAAAACAAGGAGCCAGCGAAAGCUAAGCAGCCGUGUGAAGAAAAAAAAGUAUGUAAAAGAAGAGAUGAUUAGGAAAGCAGGCAUAGCAAGAGAAGGAAGCGAAAAUGAAUUGAAAACAGAAGUAGAAAACGUCUCACACAACAACAGAGAACGGAAAACAACGAAUUAAAAAGAGAUCAAAUACACUAGCAAAACAACAAGCAAACAGCAAACAUUAAAAGAAAACUUUCCAAAAUCAGACAAAUAAAUACAAACCAGUAAAGUAAAACAAGACAAAACGAAACAGCACCAGCGACAACGAGCGGGAAAAGGGAAAAACGUUACUACUUAUAAGCGGAACACAAGCGGAACAAGAAAAGCAGGAACUGUUUCUAAGGCUAAACAGAUAGCUCAUUUUCUGUUUAUGAGAAGAUGAAUUCAACGCAGGACGAGUAAACUGGAAGUGUGGAGAACAGGAAAGCGUUAAGCGGAUGCGAUUAACAGCACGUGCGAAACAGUGACGCGAGUGAGCCUUGCCGCAGAACCUGGGAAAGACGCGUGUCCCACACCGAUUGGAAACGGGUUGUGGGGACAGUACAAUUUGUGGAGAUUCUAAGGAAACAAAAACCUGCAAAAUAUUACGAGGAAUCAGUAAAAGUAUGGGGUUCUAUUUGGAAAAAGCGGCCCGUUUGACAGGCGUAGUUUCCCUUUCGGAGUGCAAGCGACAAACGAGAAGAGUUAAUACAAACUGCGACAAUACUUUAUUUUUAAUGUAAAAAAAUAUAUGUUAAAUGUACUUUUUUGAUGAAUAAAUCACUUAUUAGUAUAAAUAUAAA
Anopheles merus is the source of this 5136-nucleotide messenger RNA. RefSeq names its product probable chitinase 10 (gene Cht7). The transcript has 9 exons. Gene Ontology annotation, molecular function: hydrolase activity, hydrolyzing O-glycosyl compounds; chitin binding. The record is from RefSeq and is a predicted model, not a curated record. The coding region runs from base 297 to 3299 and encodes 1000 amino acids. Gene Ontology annotation, biological process: carbohydrate metabolic process; chitin catabolic process. Gene Ontology annotation, cellular component: extracellular region. Lineage: Eukaryota; Metazoa; Arthropoda; Insecta; Diptera; Culicidae.